AUGGACAGUAACCCUGGCGUUGAACCGCAAUGGUUGAGUUGCUUUGGAGUGGGUUUUGGUUUAGUUUCCAUGUUUAAACUACAGGUUCCUCCAGACAUAAUGGAUAAUGACAAUAGCGGCGACCUGUCAAUAUCCGAAGGAGACAAUGCCACGUUAUGGUGUAGAGCAACCGGACACCCAACUCCGAGGAUUUCUUGGAAAAGGGAAGAUAAUCAACCUUUUAUUAUAAGAAAAUCACCCAGAGAAUUUACUAAAGUGGAUAACUACAGUGGGAGUAAUUUAUAUUUUUGGAAAUUGGAUAGAAGACAAAUGGGGGCGUAUUUAUGUAUUGCAAGUAACGACGUUCCACCAGCUGUUAGUAAAAGAGUUGCUUUAAACAUUAAUUUUGCUCCUAUGAUAAAAGUGCCAAAUCAACUUUUAGGAGCACCUUUAACUACGAACGUUCAAUUGGAAUGUUACGUUGAAGCUUAUCCCAAUACAAUAAAUUAUUGGGUGAAAAAUCGAGGAGAAAUGUUAUUGAAUGGAUCGAAAUACUAUAUUCGUGAAGAUAAAAACUCCUACAAAGUUUUUAUGUGGAUGACGAUCGUCCGAUUUUCCGAAGAUGAUAUUGGAACUUAUAAUUGUAUCUCGACAAAUUCGUUGGGGAAAGCUGAAGGAACGCUAAGACUUUAUGAGAUUAAGGUCAGUCCAGAAGAAGCUCGAGAAAAUCGAAUGAGCAUAUUAGGCGGUUUGGCGGAACCGGCACGAGGUCAAAGGGCGACGGCGUACGCCUGCGGACGACGCCUCAAGGCGUCGGUUUUCCUUAUAUCGGGCGUCUUCGUCGUUGCGGCAUCGUUCUGUGCGGAUCUCAGGUGACGCCGCUAAAAUGGGGAACAGCAGGAAAAGGGAGGAAGGAAGGAAAUGAUUGAAAGGACUCGCGAAAAGCGUGACGUUUCCGGAUAUGAACGGUUCGCCUUGUGAAAUGCAAUUUCGGCACCAGAAAAAUGGCCCCACAGAAGAAGCCCGGUGGCGCGUCGACGUAGUUCUGUCAAAUUUUAGACGCUCCAACGUCUAUUAUUUUAAAUCCAACUCUGGGUCUAGAAGAUUUCUCUCCUUUAAUUUUUUUUCCUUU
Molecule: messenger RNA, 1111 nt
Organism: Onthophagus taurus
Lineage: Eukaryota; Metazoa; Arthropoda; Insecta; Coleoptera; Scarabaeidae
Source: RefSeq, a predicted model, not a curated record